Messenger RNA from Caenorhabditis sp. 36 PRJEB53466, 2649 nucleotides. The record is from the annotation of a GenBank genome assembly. NCBI's taxonomy places the organism in Eukaryota, Metazoa, Nematoda, Chromadorea, Rhabditida, Rhabditidae.
AUGUUUAAAAAACCGUUCAACAUAAAGAAAAACACAAAUCAACGAAAUUCCGACUCGUAAGUCAUCAAGUUUUUUGCAGUUAUUCGAAAACUUUUCUUGCAGACGAAAAUUGUUCAACAGACUGAAAGAUGAAGUGAAUGCAAACACGAAUAUCAAUAAAAAGGGGCAGGUAAGCAACGAGAAUGUUUUUAAAAGAUAUUAACUGUUUUUCAGGUCGCCCAAGUGAAAAUCAUGAAUUCGGAAGGAACACAAAUGCACAUUUACACCGUCGACAAAGUGCCGAUGCUUUUCGAUUUCAGCGAAGCCGGCAACAUUUAUCCGACUAUAUACUAUCUGUGGAACAAUCCGAAAGCGUUUCCAGUGAUAAUUUGCCACGAUCCAGUGUUCGGUUACCUAGAGAACGGCGCCGAUUUGAUGCUGCCCGGAGUGAUUCGUUCGGCCAAUUUCCGCUUCCCCAGUUUCCAAAAGGGCGUCCCUCUCGCCAUCGCCUUCUAUUCUUCGGAAAAGGAAACAGUGUCGGGACCUUCGGCGGUCGGAGUCUCUUUAAUGUCCUCCGAAGACAUGUUCGCGUGCGGAUUCAAGGGAAAAGGAGUCCAAGUUCUACACGUGUUCAGAGACCAACUCUGGGAGUUCGGACCGAAAGGACUGCCGCCAGUUUUGAGCUUGGAAGAGUGGUCUGAGAUUGGAGAGGAACCUUCAGGGGACAUUUUACUGGAGGAAGAGGAAGAAGAAGGAUCUUCGGCGGAUAAGGACCAAGAGCCAGAAGAAGAGCAGAAAAAGGAGGAUACGGAUGAAGAUGAGAUAACAGAAACCAUGGAGCACUUGCUCACUCGCUGUUUCCUGGCAGGGCUCAAACACCGUUUCACGCGUGGGCUCCUUCCGAUCGACGUCGGCCAGUUCUACACUCAAUGCGUUCUCGCGUGUGUUCCCGACGGCCGGCGGCUGGAUAUGAAGAAGACGAGCUACAAGAAAUUCGGAACGUUUCUGCAGGAAAUCAACAAGGAGACCGACGAAUGGAUCAUCCGAACGGCGGCGAGCAAAGAUAAAAAGGGGGCGGAUGUGGUGACGGAGGUUAACUUUUCUAAUAGAAUGUUCCGAGACUUCCAAGUGAGCGACGAGCGGAUUGUGGACGAGGCGCCGGAUGUGAAGCGAAAGUUCGAGUCUCCCUCCAUUGCCGAAUGCUUUUCGAUCACCGAACCUGUAUCCGCUCUCUUCCGAAACCACAACAAAGGGGACAUUGUAACUUUGAAGGAGACCAGAGAAAUUCUGACGAAAUAUAUCAAUGAUAAUGUAAGAAUGAACUGUUGGCGUUAAAUCUUUCAAUAACAAAUAUAUUCCAGAAGCUGAAUGCUGCGAAGUCAGUGCGUUUGGAUCCGCUCCUCAGCAAAAUCACGCAUCUUCAAGGUGAAACUGCGGAUUGGGUGGAUAUCAUGAGCCAGAUCCACAUGAGAAUGACCGCCACGUGGUACAUCAGAUGGCCGGACGGAAGAGAAGUCGUCAGAAAGGUAACGUGUCCGAAGAUCGAGUUCAAGAUUGAGAAUCGAGCAGGAAACAAGAAAGUGACGCUGAUCAACGGACUCGCACUGUUCGGCAUUGAUAUUCGAGCGAUUUGCCAUCAUAUUCAGGUUUCUAGAAGCUUCCGAUCGUUCCAUUUCCACGUGUCCUUUUGCAGACAGGCGUGGCAACGAGUGUGACGAGCCAGUGGGGCGUGCCGGGCGUCGAAGGACCGCAAGUGCUCGUGCAGGGAAAUCAGAUCCACUUCGUCUCGGACCUCCUCAUCAAAUCUUACAAAAUCGACAAAAAGUUCAUGAAAGGCCUCGAGUUGGCCGUCAAAAAGAAGAAAUGAUUGUUAUGUUAUUACUUGUUCUAUUUGUAUUUAUCUCUCGUUAUUCUCCAGGGUCUUUCUAUUUAUUUUUUGAACACACACACACACACACAAAUACUUUUCCUGUGUACCUCCUCCCUAACGGUUUGAUAAAACUUGGCAUAUUCCCUAAAUGUUGAAGUUUAAAAGUUCGAUAUGUUUUCUUGCAUGCAUAUUUACACUCUUUUCGAUAAUUUCUGCUAAAAUCUUUCCCCAAUCCCUUCAGAAAAUGACCGGAAGUACCUGCAGUUGGCGAAAGAGAUUGUGAAGAAUUUCGGAACAAAAGGCCAAUUCGGUACGCGGCCGGAGCCGGGAACGCGAGAGCCGUGCACGCGGAAGACGGAAACAUUCGCGUCGAGUUUGAGGUGGAAAAGGACCAGACGAACCACUUCGAGACGCUGCACGGAGGCUGCACUGCCACGCUCAUCGACAACUUCACCACGGCGGCGCUUCUGCUCACCAAACAGGCGCGGCCGGGAGUUUCCGUCGACUUGCACGUCACGUGAGUGUGCCUAAUCGAAUUGUAAGCAUGGGAAUCCGAUGCUUGCAGGUAUCUGACGGCGGCGAAGAUCGGAGAGACCCUCGUGCUCGACUCGACCGUCACCAAGCAAGGACGCACUCUCGCAUUCACCAAGGUUAACAAUUGUGGAAUUCUGAGCCAUAUUUAGGUAGAAACUUUUCAAAUAAACAAAUUUCAGGCGGAACUGUACCGCAAACGCGACAACGUGAUGAUUGCCACCGGAGUGCACACGAAGGCGUUCCCGGCGAUGAAGAAGAGCGAAUAA